AUGUUGAUCUCUAAACGUUCCUUCCGGGAAAAAGAGGAGAUGACAAAAGCGAUUCAAGAGGUGACAGAAAAACUGACAACAUGUACAAUUCCAGAAAUGAUCACAGUGAUGCAGGAGAAGAUCAAUGAACCUUGGAAUGGUUUAAGAGUUGAUUUAUUUCAUUAUAUCUCUGUCUUAAACAGAAUUGACCAGAUCAUGGAAGACCAUAUUGAGAAGUAUGAUCUUACUGCUGACUAUCCAAAGCUUCGACAUGUUGAGACAGAUGAUGCUUUAUUGAUUAUCACAUGUCUUGAUUAUAGUUACUGUUUGCUUGAGUAUAGCAACAAUAAGAGCAUAUACAAUUCUGCUGAACGUAUAUAUUCACUUAUCAUGUCGACCUCUUUGGACAUCCGCCUUGAAGCUCUUAAAACCACAUGUCUUCUAUGCGAGAGAUUCUCCACCUCUGAGAGUUCCUGUUGCUCUGUUCCAUCCAAAAUAAAAGACGUUUUGCUCAAGCUAGCCAAAUGCUUCCCACCUAUGAUUACUUCAUCUGAGGCUAAUGAAUUGUUGGCCCAUCACGGUGAUAAGAUAAUUGCAAAGGCACAGAAAACAAAUCGUCAUUCCAAGUCUAGGCGAUAUUCGCACGCUUUGAGACAUGUAAGCUUGCUUGAUUGUCUGAACCCCAACGCAUCUACUCCAUCGGAAUGGCAGUGCCUUGAUUUUGAAUAUUAUAAUGUGGCAACUGUCAAAGUAGUCGCUCAAAAAAAGAUCGAGACUAAGACCAAUAUCGGUUCUCCGGAUACUCUUAAAUUUGAUACAAAGCUGGAGAUGCGCAAAGCUAAGUUUAUUAAUCAGGCCAAGAAUAAUGGAGAAAGGCAUUUGCAAUCACCCUCUCAUUCGAUUUCAAACGCUUCAAGUGCUUCCAAUGCUGCCGGUGUAACUCCAUCUUCAUCUUCUUUGCAUGCCAAAGUCAUGGGUUCGCAAAGCGAUACUUUCCAAGAGGGAUUACAUUAUUUCCACUUGAAUUCUGAUGCUGUUCGGAAGAUGUCUUAUCAACAGAUCUAUGAUCGGGCCGAAGAAUUUCUUCCUAAAGAGAGGUGGUCGGAUUUUGUUAUUGCGGUAUACGUAGCCAAGGCAUAUAACAGCAAAUCAUAUUCAUGCUUACAGUUACGUGAAAAAUUGGUCACUAUGAAAUGCCUCGCAGUAGCUGCAGCAUCGUCUUGCUGCUUUUAUUCGGUGUUGGCAAGCACAGUGUUUGAUGAAGAGCCUUUCCUUUUGAGUUACAUGUCUGAUCUUAUUAAUCCCGACAAUACUGUAUCGUAUGAUCCUUCUUUUGCUAGCUUGAGAGCAUUUGUGAACAUAUCGGGAAAGAAAACUGGUGGUUCUGAUUUGAUGAGAGCAUGGGGUGGGAAUGCUUCUCAUGGUCUACUCUUUCAUUUACUAAGAUCAAUUCUUAAAUCGGCCAGAGAGGAUAAAAUAGAUAUGACUAAGACAUAUUUGAACUACGUUUUCAAUUUGGUCGCUAACUUUAUUGACAACAAAAGAUUGGUCAAUCAUCUUCGGAGUGCAGGACUUUUGAUCAUUUUCCUUGACUUCCUUAAUUUGAGGACUAAUUUCCGCAUGACCAGAUCUGGACCUUUACACUUGAUUGAAAUAUUUAUUCGUUCUUGUCCAGAUGUGGUGGACGACUUUAUUGCUAAUGAUGGAUUCAAUGUUUUGAUAAACCUAUUACAAUACGAGGUUGAUUUUGCGAUAAAUGAUCCAGACUUUGAUGGUGGUUCUCCUAAGAACUGCGACCUUUCCUUUGCAAUUACCGUUAGGCAGGUCAAAACGAUCAAUUUUUUGUUGAAAUUGAUCAAUGACUUGAUCACAAAUCAUUCCGGGGACAGAAUGAGAAACCUUUAUGAUUCUUCGAUUUUACAAAGUUUCAUCAGAAUACUGAGUAAUCCAUCUAUUUUUGGUUAUGAUUUAUUGACCAGCACAUUGCGAAUCAUCGUUGGUAUCAUUAACAGCGAGCCAACGGCCUAUGCGAUUCUUGAGGAAGGCGGCGUAAUAGAAAUAUUUUUCCAGCAGUUUGAUACACUCCUUGGAAAAUCCGGCGAUUUACUUCUUGAGCUUCCUGAUACCAUCAGUGCUAUUGCUCUUAAUCAUGGGGGGCAUCGCAAGAUCCAAGAGUUGAGCAUCAUUUCUCGGUUCUUUGGAAUAUUUAGGAAUAACGAUUUGUGCCAUGAACUAUUAAAAGACGAUAACAGUUUGGCGAUGGGCCAAGAAAUAGAUGAGCUCGCACGACAUCAUCCCGGCUUGAAGCCGGCUAUUGAGGAACAAAUCUUAGGACUUCUACAUGAUAUUCCUAACCUCACUCAAUUCCCCCAAUCGGAGUUUUUCCAGUCUCCUCAAGGUUCGCUUUACAAAUCAUCUAAUGAAAACGUUAUCGAAAAAGAAGAAGGUUCUGAUGACAUGAUUACCUGGGAGACCUGCAUCGGAGGAGAUGUUCUUGAAUGUACUGCCUCGUUUGUCUCGGUACUUUUUGACAACUCCAGAAUAUGGAAGAACAUUUUCAAGAAGGUCAAAGUGGAUGAUCUCUUGAAAUUUAUUACUGUCAAGAAUGCACCGUUUGACUUUGUUCUCUCCACUGCACUAUACUCUAUCAGCAGUGUCAUCAUGUCCAUUGACCAGGAAGAUCAUUGCUUCUCAUUAGAAGCCCUUGUCAAGACAUUAGGACGUGCGCUAGAUGAUUUGCACUCUUUUACCUACUUUGAGGAUGAUAGCACAUCCUUCUUUGAUCAAUUUGAUCUGAGCCAGGAUAUAAGUAUGCCCUUCUCUACGGCGGCUGCCGAGGCCGGAGGUGCUGUGCUAUCUAAACUUGGCAUUGUGAACUGUUUGUUAUAUAUUAUCAGUGAUGUUUAUGCAUCACCAAACAAGCUUGCUUCAGGUAAGAUUCUUUCAUUUGUUAAGGUCUAUGCUUCUGAACAAGGUCUUGAUUUAGUGAAGGAAAUGCUUCUGUUUUAUAGGAGGGUUGCUUUGGAAGAGGUUAUAUUACAUUCUAGAACUCCGGCUGAUGCCGCUAAGAACGUCAUAUCAGUUAACCAGGGCAUCACUCGUUAUCAUAUUGAGAUUGGGCACCCAAACGACAAAUCCGCUUUCUGUGCAGGCAAUAGUGCUAAGUUUAAAAACGAGUCAGCCCUAUUUUUUCAUUUCUCUAGAUGUCAGUCUUGGAUGAGAUACAUAUUUGCUGGCCUAUGUCGUGUGAGCAAUGACAGACGUCAAGACAGCAAGUUUGGUAUGUGCCCUAAACUUGCUGCGUCAAUUCUUCUACAGUACACGAACGUUACUGUUGAGACGUUAACCAAUAUUUCCACUCCUAACCUUGAGAUUGAGUGUGGAUACAUGCUACUGAUGCUUAAUCAGCUCUACUCAACUCUGUUCAUGAGGCCGCGCACUUCAGAUCCAAUUAAUGCAGCUAUGGUUAUCUGCCUUCUUCAGAACAAUGGUUUGAUUGUAAUGCGGAACUUAGCUGUUAAGUAUUUCAAACUUCUCGAAACGUUCCCUCACGAUGAAGUUGUGAAAUAUGCUGAAUCCAAGUACGUGGAUAUAAACGUAUGCAGCACUACCAUUCUACUUUUAAGUCAAAUCUUGAGCAUUUAUUCUGGUGUGACUACAAAAUCGAUGAUAUCAUACAUUCCUGCUCAGGAGCGACUCUACCCCGAUUUGGCCAAGGAUUUGACCGCAUAUUCUCAUGAGUUAAGCUAUUCCAUCUUAGUGCAGACGUCCCUUGCUGGUUUUGGCUUGCUCAACGAACUACUCCACUCUGAUUGCUGUCAUAUUCUAGAUCAAAAUCCACAUAAUAUUCCUGUUCUUUUGAUUGAGAAGCUCAUCGUGGUGAGCAAAAAUUUCUAUACUGCUGUUUCAACUACUCAGUCUCAUGUCUUUGAAGGUAGGUUAUAUCCUCUUUCUUUGAGAUGUGUAAGCCCUUCAGACGAUAAGAUAGAAUACUUGUGCCUAUUGGGUCUAAAUCGGACUGCAGCCACUGAAUUUCUUAUAUUCUACAGAAACUCGUUGGACGCAUUAUAUGCUGAUGAGCCUGGCGAGUUAAUCGAACAGUUUGAGGAUACCAUAUCUGAUGUCGACUGGAAGGCUGUGUGCACUAAAGCUCAGCAUACUCCGUUUGUUCCUGAGCAUCAGGAGCCUGCAGCACCUCAGUACAUGCACGCAUGUACUUUGGAUGAUCUAAACUUUUCUAGGGGUGCAAACGAGACAAACUUCAUUGACUAUUGGAUCCAGAUGGCUCAACUUUAUCCUAAAGCCACUUUCCGUAUUUCUGAUCUCCUGCUCAGCGUUUGUUCAAAGUCUUCAUAUCUGUUUUUCACUGAAGUCCUUAAUUCGGUAUACAUCAAUAUUUGCUCGUUCUCGUUUGAUACUGAUCCCAAGAAUAAAGAGCCAUCCGAAAGGCUUUCCAGCAUGCUCCAAUUACUUUCUUAUCUCAUUGAUGAAAAUUCCAUUAACAAAUAUCCGGAUAUUAAUGAGAGCAUCAUAUCUGGAUUGGUAGAGCAUGUAAGUGCAGAUGCGGUAGGUGCUGUUUGGUUCCCAAGUCUUUUAAUGGUGUUGGAAAAGUUUCUUGCCCAUAGCAAGAUGCCAAAAACUCCUGAUGUUGAUAAGAUUGGUAUAGAGUACAAACUGUCUCAGGCAUCGGUAACCUUUGUUAAAAAUUGGUGUAUGAAACCGGAUCAAGAGGAGGAACUGCUUCAAAGGCUAUUGCGUAUUUCCGCACUUGAAAGUUGCAAUGUGGCUGCAUCGGUUACCCGUAUUAUGAUCCUACUUUGCGACAACUAUGAGCGUUGCUCAAGAGUUUAUGAAUCAUCCAUGUUGACCUUGUUGGUUGAAUGUAUUAAACGAUUCACCGAUGAAUCGACAAAUCUUCAAAGCCUUGUAAUCAAUCUUUUCAGAAGAUGCAUGGAGAAUAAAGAAACGAUUGAAGCUUAUAUAAGUCGUGAAAUGGAUCGCGCUAUCAUGCCUAAGAAGACAUCUAAUCAGAAGAUCCGUGUUCGUGGCCUUCCGAGUGUCAUUAAGGAAAACGCAUCUUUGGUAAUUCGAAAUGAUGAUGUUUUUAUUGAUAUAUUGGCUGAAAAGUCGAUUCUUUAUCAAUGUACCAGGCCGUUGAAUAACAUGAGCAUUAUUGGGAUGACACCAAAGCAAAAGAAAUUUAUUGCUGCUAAUGAUCUAUCCAUAAAAGACACUGGGAAGGAAGCUAAGGUUCCGUAUAGUACGGGAAUUAUGCAUACUCUUUUAUCCGAGUUGAUGGCUGUCAGCAGGAGAGACCUAACUACCACUCCACCUGAAACAACAGAAACUGUUGAAGAUUCUGGCAAAGUUGAGGAUAGAAAAGGAGUUCAUUCUUACGAUGGCAACACUCGUGCCAAUUUUUAUUCCAAGGAUGACAUGUUUCAGAACAAGGAUCUUGCAUAUACUCUGUUCUUGAUGCAGACCAUUUCAGAAUUGCUCUUUUCCUAUAAGCAGGCUAAGACUGAAUUUUUGAUGUUUUCGAAGAAGAAUGUGGACCCUCAGGCUGUUGGCAAACCCCGCUCAACAGCUUUGAACAUUUUGGUUCACCGCCUUAUAUUAUCAGAUCCGUUUAGCAAAUCAUCUUCUGUUGAAGCUAAAAGACGAAAACUCCUUUCUCAAUUUGCUGGUGUUUGCAUAUUUGCCUUGGUAUCGACCGUUCCUAUGAAGAAUGUAAAAUAUACUGAUCCACAUAUUGUCGAUCCCGAUAUGACAUUUGUCAGAAAAUUUGCUGUGGAUAUCCUAAUCAAGGCGAUCAAGAAUGAGAAUAGUGAUAAUGGAAGUGCUCUAAUGAGGUAUAGCAAGAUUGUAGAUAUAUUGGAUGUGGUUUGCAAACUUCUGGGUGACAGUUUUGAGUUGAGCCUCACAUCAUGCAUAGAUCUACUUGUCACUCGUCAUGAUGACUAUUACAUUGCCAAUGAGCUCCUCGAAAAGAAGUUUUCGUUUCUCCUAACAUCUAUACUGGCUGAUCUCGAUCCAAAUUUCCCCUAUACUGAGGAUAUUGCGGGAGCCAUAAUGAGGUGCUUAUCUGCAUUGGGUAGUAUAAAGGUGAAAGAUCAGGAAAAGUUCAAAGAUGGUCAACAACCUGGUGAGGGGGAUGAAGAAGUGCUAAAUGAUGAAGCAUUGGAGGAGCGUGAAGAACUGCCUGAUUUGCUUCGGAAUUCCACCUUAGGAAUGUAUGAUGUCGAUGAAAUAGAGAAUGAAGAAGAUGAGGAUAUUAGUGAUGAACUUUUGGACGAUGACGCUAUCUUGAACGAUGACGAUAUUGAGAUUGUGUACUCUUCAGAUGAUGGCACCGAUGGAGAUGAGGAAAUGCGGUCAUUACACGAUAAUAACGAUGACAGUUCGGAUGUCGAUAUUGUUUUUGAGGAUGAUGACGGCGAUUCCGAUCAUAUCUUGAACCAAAAUCGAGGAGUCGAUGAAGACGAAGUUAGUGGCAACGAGGGACGCUACAUUGAUGACAAUGAGAAUUUCAUGAUUGAUGUCGUUAGCGAUUCCGACGAGCGUUUUGAUGACUCUGAUCCUAUUAAUGAAGAUAAUGAUGACACUGGCAAUGACGUUGACAGAAGUGACGUCGUUCUCUCUGAUGAGGACUUUGAUCUGAUUGACGAUGAGCAGCUUGAUAUUGACAGCAGCAAUGAAGGUGUUGAUGAUGGUACGGAAAGUCGAGAUAGUAGCGAUGACGAUAGCGCUAUUCUCGAUGAAUGGAUUAACGAGCACGAGCAUGACGAUGCAGGCGGUGUUGAUCGUUCUACAAGGCGCAGUGGAUCUAGAAGUUUUCCAAAUAUCAAUGAGUUUGACGAUGUGUCUGAUGAUGGAGGUAUUAACUUUAAUCGAUUAUUCACAUCUCGCGCUCCUGAAGCGGAUAUUGGUUAUGUUCCUCGUGCAUUUCCAAGGGGAAAUUCUGACAAUCCGUUUUCUCUCAUUGAUAUAACCAACAACAGUUUUUCUAGGACAUACAAUCCGGAUGGUCCCGUUAUUCCGUUCAGUCUUGGAAACUCCGCAAAUAUGGGUAACGGUACUUUGAGUGACUUUCUCAGAGCUCUUGAGACACAUGGUACUGGACAAUCGAAGAGGAAUCAGCGGAUUCCAAAUAUUUUCUUGAAAUCCACUGUUCAGAGGUGGUUAGAGGUUGCCCAUCUAUACUACAACAAAACAAUGGUGAAAGAGUCAUGCAGGGUUAUUCCUAGCAUAAUCAACCGCAUUUAUGACAAGAGUUUGAAAAUUUCCGAGGAAGAAGAUCGCUUGAAACAAGAACGGUUGGAAACUUUACGGAAGACAAGAGAGGAGGAGGAGAGAAAGCGCAGAGAGGCGGAAGAAAAGUUUAGGGAACAUCGGGCUGCCGAAGGAAUCCCGAGGGAUGCCAUCUAUGUUACUAUUGGAGGAACACCUAUCGAUAUAAGUGGAACGGAUAUAGACCCUGAGUUUUUGCAAGCUCUUCCAGAUGAUAUGCGAGAGGAAGUAUUUACACAGCAUGUUCGUCAACGGAGAGUAGAUUCAUCAGCAUCGGGUGACCGUGUGAGAGAGGUGGAUCCUGAUUUUAUGGCCGCUUUGCCUGAUGAGAUUCGUGCCGAUAUCUUGAGGGACGAGUAUCAGACUACAAUCGAGACUCGAAGUAUGGGGAAUUUGGAUGAAUCUUACGAUGAGGAUGAAGAGAUAGCAGCUGUAGAUUCGCCCGUGGAAGGAAUGGAAACUGAAGUAGACAUCAAGUCUAUCGAUAAGCAGAAGAAGAAGUCUAAGGUCUUCUUCCCUGCCAUGGCAGAUAAAUAUGGUGUUGCAGCUAUGAUGAAGAUGAUUUUUGUUCCCCAGUUGUACUACAAGCGAGAAAGUUUCUUCAAGGCGGUUUCGUAUCUAUGCUACAACAAGCACACUAGAAGUGAAAUUAUCACCAUGUUGUUAUAUAUCUUGCAAGAGGGAUUAAGAAGUCAGGCGUCAUUGGAACUUCUUUAUUAUCAUUUAUGUCAACGGGCAAAAGUAUCGUCUGCAACUGCUGCAGCUACGGAAUCUUCUGUUGAUGCCUUGAAGUCCUCCAUCAGGUCAAGCCAUAUCUCUGACCCAAGCCUUAGCAUUAAGUUUCCUGUUGGAUGCACCACGCUCACAGUGGCUACACAGGCCAUUGAUGUUAUACAGUAUCUUUUGGAGAAUGAAAAUCACAUGAGAUUCCAUUUUUUGAUGGAACAAGAGAGUACUUCUUUUAUGAAGAAAGUGGCAAAAAGACACAAGGUCACAGACAGCAGUUAUCGAUACCCUAUCAAUAUAUUGUUGAGUUUGCUUGACGAGAAGCUUAUUAAGGAUGACUCCAAUUUGAUGGAUAUUCUUUCCCGCUCUAUCCAGAUAGCCAGUAUGCCAUUGAAAGCUAUGAAGGAGAAAUUGACUGAAUUGGAUGAAAACAAGGAUGAUCUAUUCAGCAGAAAGCCUCAGUUACCAGUGGUUCCGGACAAAAAUUUAAGGCUUGUUGUGGAUAUUUUGGUAGCUGACGAAUGCGCUAGCAAAGUGUUUCAACAGACUAUAGCCACGAUUCAGAACAUGUCGACGUUGAGCAAUGCCAAGGUUAUUUUCCCGCACGAGUUGUCCUCUAAUGCGACCGCUCUAAGCUCUAAGAUUGCUAAGGACUUGAGGCUCCUUAUUGAUGAAUUGCGGAAUCAUAAAGGCGAUGUUGAUGAUAUCAAGUAUUUGGCAGAAUUUUCAUCUGCAUCAUCCGAUCAGGCAAAACUUUUACGGGUGUUGACAGCUUUGGAUUACUUGUUCCAAAGUGAAAAUGGAAGCUCCUCAGAAACUGAAGAGCUUAAAGAACUAUACCGCACCUCUGCAUUGGGUCCUCUUUGGGGAGCCCUUAGUAACUGCUUGAAGCUUCUCAGAGAGAGGAGCGAUCUUGCUCAAGUUACGACCAUUUUAUCUCCUUUGAUUGAAGCUUUAAUGGUGGUGUGCAAACAUAGUAAGGUCGAGAGGUUACCGGUGAGAGACAUUCUUCGAUAUGAAGAAGAAAAGGAUCAUGACUUUUCAAAUGAGCCAAUUGAGUCGUUGUUCUUUUCCUUCACUGAAGAACAUAAGAAGAUAUUGAACCAGAUGAUACGAACCAAUCCAAAGUUGAUGAGUGGUCCGUUCUCUGUGUUAAUUAGAAAUCCUAAGGUGCUUGAGUUCGAUAAUAAGAGAGUCUACUUUCGACAGAAGCUUCAUAAAGAUGACUCUGACAAACCUGUAUUGAAUGUCUCCGUCAGAAGAGACCAGGUAUUCCUUGAUUCUUAUAGAGCGAUUUUCUUCAAACCACCGGAAACUGUUCGAAAGAGUAAUUUGGAAAUUGGUUUCCGUGGCGAGGAAGGUGUUGAUGCUGGUGGCCUAACUAGAGAAUGGUAUCAGGUACUUUCAAGGCAAAUAUUCAAUCCAGAUUAUGCAUUAUUUACACCUGUUACCUCUGAUAAGACGACAUUCCAUCCCAAUAGAGCUUCUUGGGUCAACCCAGAGCAUCUUUCUUUUUUCAAGUUUGUUGGAAUGAUUAUUGGUAAGGCCGUGUACGAUGGCUACAUGUUGGACUGUCACUUCACGCGUGCGGUUUUCAAGAGAAUUUUGGGCAAGCCCGUGUCUCUCAAGGAUAUGGAGUCACUUGAUCCAGAUUACUACAAGUCGUUGCUUUGGAUGUUGGAAAACAAUAUCACCGAUAUCAUUGUUGAAACGUUCUCUGUGGAAGCUGAUGAUUAUGGUGAACAUAAGAUUAUUGAUUUAAAAGAAAAUGGAAGAGGUAUUGCUGUGACGGAGAAAAACAAACAGGAAUAUGUUCGUCUAAUUGUGGAGUAUAGACUUCUAACCUCGGUUAAGGAUCAGAUGGACAAUUUCUUGGAAGGUUUCUACCAGAUAAUUCCUAGGGAUUUAGUGGCUAUUUUUGAUGAGCAAGAGUUGGAAUUGUUGAUAUCUGGUCUGCCUGACAUUGAUGUCGAUGACUGGAAAAAUAAUACUAAUUAUGUCAACUACAGCGCCUCUUCAUCUCAAAUACAAUGGUUCUGGAGGGCAGUUAAGUCGUUUGAUAAGGAGGAAAGAGCCAAGCUUCUUCAAUUUGCAACAGGUACCUCAAAGGUUCCAUUGAAUGGAUUUAAAGAGUUAAGUGGUGUCAAUGGAAUCUCGAAGUUUAGUGUUCAACGGGUAUACGGUGAUACGGAUCGAUUACCCUCUGCACAUACUUGCUUCAACCAAAUCGAUUUGCCCGAAUAUGAGAAUUACGAGAAAUUGCGUGCAGCUUUGCUACUAGCUGUGAGAGAAGGAAAUGAAGGCUUUGGAUUUGUUUAA
This is a messenger RNA of Brettanomyces nanus, 10314 nucleotides long. RefSeq lists its product as uncharacterized. Gene Ontology annotation, biological process: proteasome-mediated ubiquitin-dependent protein catabolic process; positive regulation of protein catabolic process; protein polyubiquitination. Lineage: Eukaryota; Fungi; Ascomycota; Pichiomycetes; Pichiales; Pichiaceae. Gene Ontology annotation, molecular function: ubiquitin-protein transferase activity. The coding region runs from base 1 to 10314 and encodes 3437 amino acids. The transcript has a single exon. The record is from RefSeq and is a predicted model, not a curated record.